GCUUUUCGACAAUUCGUAACAUAAGUUGGUCGGCAUCAUGAUGUCCAGUGCAAGAAAGGAUCAUAGACAGGCAUCUACAUGUGCACACAGCAACAAGUCACAUGUGUACAACACGUGCGGCACUGUCCUUACGCAAUCACAAACUACUUAGGUACUGGAGUACACACCUAGGGCGCCCGUCAGCCAUUCCCCACGCCACGUCAGCUGUGCCGCACAAACAAAGAAAUGACUGUGACAAAAUGCCGACGCACGUUACAUACACACACACACACACACUCACACACACCCACACCCACACCCACCCACACACACACACACAAAUACGAACAUGCCGCAGGAACGCAGCUCUCUAUGCCUUCAGCUGCCGCCACUAGAGAGAAGAGUGGUGUCUGGGCUCACGCUGUGUCGCACGUUGGGGCGCGACACCACCAGCAGCAUCUUCAGUGUCCACGUUUGACACGACCUCCCUAGGCGUGUGAGUCGCUGACAACCAACACACACACACGCACACACGAAUGUCCGUGUCAGCUCAGUGCAUAGCUAGGCUGCGUACUUGGUGGCGGCGGCAGCACCACUCGUCGGAAUACAACUGGGUUGUCCUCUGUUUUCCCUCUGCACACACAAACAAGGCACAGACACAGCGUGCUCAUGUCCACACCCAGAAAGACGCCCUUACGUGUCGCCGAUCGGCGUGUCGUCAGCAGCACGCUCCCAGCCGAUGACGACCACAGUUUCCGGGUCACCCAAAUUCGCCAGGACCUUCUUGUAAUCCCCGACAGUGUUGAAGGGCUGCUCUGGGUUGGUCGCAUGGGUCUUGACGACGGCCCCCUCCCCCGUCCUCCCCUCCAUUCUCAAGUAGCGAUAGUCCGACUCAUCGAUGCGACGUUUCACAAAAUAUUCAGGCGCCACAUACGGCAGCAUGUCCAUCACUGAUUUCCCUUUCGGCACCACCAUCGUCCUCGGUCGGUCCGCCAUUUCGACAGGCAUUUGGCACCAAGUCGGAGAGAACGACAAUCCUGGUGGACAACAGAGGAGCACAGUCAGUCUCCUACAACGCACAGAUGUCUGAUAGGACCAAGGCCAUCCGUGUCAGGUAUCACCUGGUGCGUGAGAAGGUCGAGGCGGGCGAGGUGGAGGUUGGUUGGAUCCCAUCCGCUGAGAACGUGGCAGAUAUGCUCACCAUGAACGUGCCUGCAGGCAAGCACACACCAGUGACAGAGAAGCUGUUCAGCAAUCCGUCACACGCCACGCAAGAUUUCCUCUUACCGAGGGGCACAAGGAUGGAUGUGGUGGGGGGAGGCGGCAGAUCUGAUGUAGAUCUGGCAGAUGGAUUGGCCUCGGAGAAGAGAUG
This is a messenger RNA of Vitrella brassicaformis, 1351 nucleotides long. The record is from the annotation of a GenBank genome assembly. NCBI's taxonomy places the organism in Eukaryota, Vitrellaceae.